UUCAACGUAAAAAGCUGUUAAAAAUUUUUGAAAAUUUCUUGCUUUUUAAUGCCAAAAAGUAUACGCUAAUGUCGCGCUUAAUUUACACCACAUCAACAAGCACCAGCUAUAAGUCGCAGUCGCGUUCGAAACGGAAAAUUUGUGCAAAUUUAUAACUUGCAACAGCAACUGUAACUAACGCGUUUCGUGUGUGUGCAACAAUUUUUAUUUAAUGCUGCGCAAAGCAAUUCAAUCAAGCAGAGCCAAGCUUGCCAACCAAAAUCAUAGCAAAUAAGUGUGCAAGUUAAUUUUUCAACUACGAAAUUUGGUUACAAUAAAAUAUAUGCAUAUAUAUAGAAAAUAUUUUUUAAAUGAAAAAUCAUAUAUCAACUGUUCUGUGUGAAAUGCGUAGUGAUUUCAAAGAUAAUCAUCAAGAAACAAUUAAUAAAAUGAUACAAUUUGGCACCGUUAAAUAUGGUAUCGUCAAACAAUUGAAAGACCGUGCGCACAGCGUGGAGAAAGAUGAGUCCAGCGAUCAGGAGGAGAAUGGUGCUUGCUGCUCACCCAUUGCUAGUCAAGACGUGGCGAGCAAUACCGAAACGACAGCAACAAGUGCCGCAGUAGCGGCAACAACAGCCAUGCCCACAGUUAUGCUUGCAACGCCGGCACACAGCGCAAUUGGCAAUGAUUUGUCCGUUGCGGCACAAGUGCAAGAUCGCACUCAAAGCGCAGCGGAUGCGCUUGAACAAAGUACAACAACAACAAUGAGCGUGGCGAGUGAAGAUCACAAUCACAACAACACUAGCAACAGCAACAGCAAUAAUGCUAUGUCCGGUGUAUCACCGACGCGACUAGAGCAGGCGCGCGGUUCAACACCCGUGGAGCGCCUACUACAAUUGAAACAGCUUAGCGAUGCGGCCGCGUCGGCGAUGGUGGAAGCGAGCGCAGCGUCAGCAAUUAGCGUUGCCAGCACACCAACAUACAAUACAUAUCCGCUAGAUAGUGCUAGUUUUGUGGCUAACAAUAACAAAUUUGGUGCGCCCACACCAAUGGACACUGAAGAGACGGAGGAGAGUACGCUUUAUACAUCGGCUGGUACGAUGGCAAAGCAGCGCGCCACACUAGCAGAGCUAGAUAAUAAGGAAGUGGAAGAGAAUGGUGAUGAAGAUGAAGAUCAACAAACUGCCCAAGAGUUAGCUGUAAAGCAGCGCGCCGCGGAAUUAGCGGCGGCUAGCGCAGCGCUAACAAAUGCCAACAGUAUGGAUGUUAGUAAUGGCGCGGUCACCAGCGAAGCAGAUGACAUUGCAAAGAGCGCUGCCGCCGCGCUUACGCCCACAGCGAGCGCGCUAGCUAGCGCAGCUGGUUUACCACAAGCCGCGGCCGCCGCCGCUUUCGGCGCUGCGCCGGUCAACCUGGAAGCCAUACAAAACAUGCAAAUGGCUAUCGCGCAAUUCGCCGCCAAGACGAUAGCGAAUGGCGCACAGGGUGGCGAUAAUGAUGCGGCAAUGAAACAGUUAGCUUUCUUGCAGCAAGCGCUGUUCAAUUUGCAGCAACAACAACUCUUUCAAAUACAACUCAUUCAACAAUUACAAUCGCAAUUGGCCAUGAAUCAGUCGAAGGGUGCGAGUGAUGGUGAAGUUGGCGACGGCGAUGAGUUGGAGGAAGAGCGCGAAGACGGCGAAGAAGAUACAUACGAAGAGGAGGAACGCAUUGCGGAAAUGGAGUUGCGCCAGAAGGCGGAGGCGCGCAUGGCCGAGGCUAAAGCGCGUCAACAUCUCAUCAAUGCUGGUGUGCCGCUGCGCGAUGAAGCUGCCAUCGACGAUCGGGAAACUAGUUCAGCUGACACCAGCGGCAGCGCGCUGAACGGUACAGAGUCACUCAAGCGCAAGCGCGAAGAUGACGCUGAUGCUUUUGAGGCUGUGGCUAGCAGGCGCAUGAGUGUGGAGGCCUCACAGCUCAGCGCUACACGCGCGAGUUCGCAAAUGCCCAGCGGUAUGGAUGCGUUGAGUAAGCUGAAGGAAAUGGAAAAUAUGCCACUGCCCUAUGGUACUGAUCUCGCCUCGAGCAUAAUUACCAAUCACGAUGAUCUGCCUGAGCCCAAUUCGCUGGAGAUGUUGCAAAAGCGCGCGCAAGAGGUGCUAGACUCCGCCUCGCAGGGCAUACUUGCCAACAAUAUGGCUGACGAAUUUGCGUUCAGGGAUAAGAACGGCGAUGGCAAGAAUCGCAAUGAACCGUUCUUCAAGCAUCGCUGCCGCUACUGUGGCAAGGUGUUUGGCUCCGAUUCGGCGCUACAAAUACACAUACGCUCACAUACCGGCGAGCGACCAUUCAAAUGCAAUGUCUGCGGCAGUCGUUUCACCACCAAAGGCAAUCUGAAGGUGCACUUUCAGCGGCACGCGCAUAAGUUCCCGCAUGUGCCAAUGAAUGCCACACCGAUACCCGAGCACUUGGACAAAUUUCACCCACCGUUGUUGGACCAAAUGUCGCCGGACAGCUCGCCCUCACACACACCGGCUGCGCUGCCACAACAAAUGCCACAACAACAGCUGCCGCCAGUGUCGUUGCCGCUACCCUUUCCACCAAGCGCCGGCUUUCCUGGCUUAACCGGUCUCUAUCGGCCACCAAUGGAGUUGUUGAAGUCACUAGGUAACGUCGGCUUUCCAAAUCCAUUCUUUCCGCAAAUGUCUAAUGCCGUUAGUGAGUCACGCGCUGAAGCGCCGGCGGCACAGACCACAGCCAAAGAGCAUAAUCAAGAUUUGCCGACCGAUUUGCGUAAGUCGUCGGCAUCCAACUCACCGGAGUUGACAGUAGUGAAGACUGAAAUCACCGACGAGAAGGAAGAAGAAGACGCGGUCAAACAAACGACGGCGAUCGCGCAACCAGCAGAAACUCCGGCGGUUGUGGCCGCAACGGAGGACACCACACCCACACUGGCUAUAAAAAUUAAAGAAGAGCGCAUCGACACGGAUUCGCAAGAUGACGAGUUGGAACGUACGGAAACACCAAACGCACAGUUGACCCCCUCACCGGCACGCGCAAAUGCUACAACGCCGACACAGACGUGCGCCAGCACGCCUUUCACUCCACCAACACCCACCUCAAAGUCGUUGGCAUUGCCACCUGUUGUGCAGCCAGCGCAGCCGCCCAUCACAAUGCAUCCACAUCCGUCACCCGGCUUGAACAAUCAUUUCGAUCACUUGCCCACACCGGGUCAGCUGCCACCAUCUCUGCAUCAUCGCGACGACUUCUUUGCCGAGCGUUUUCCGCUGAACUUUACCAAAAAUCUCUCACCCGAGCACCAUUCGCCUAUACGUUCGCCGGCGCAUCUGCAGCGCUCGCCAUUCUUCAAUCCAAUCAAACAUGAGAUGGCACUGUUGCCACGCCCACACAGCAAUGACAACUCGUGGGAGAAUUUCAUAGAAGUUUCGAAUACUUCGGAAACGCUGAAAUUGAAGGAACUCAUGAAGAACAAGAAAUUGACUGACCCGAAUCAAUGCGUCGUAUGUGAUCGUGUGCUGUCGUGUAAGAGCGCUUUACAGAUGCAUUACCGUACACACACUGGCGAAAGGCCCUUCAAGUGCCGUAUUUGUGGACGCGCCUUCACUACGAAAGGCAACCUAAAGACACAUAUGGCUGUGCAUAAGAUACGGCCACCCAUGCGCAACUUCCACCAAUGUCCUGUUUGUCAUAAGAAGUAUUCGAACGCGCUGGUCUUGCAGCAGCACAUACGUCUGCAUACCGGCGAGCCAACCGAUUUGACACCCGAACAGAUACAAGCUGCCGAAAUACGCGAUCCGCCGCCAUCGAUGAUGCCGGGCGCGUUUAUGAAUCCCUUCGCAGCGGCGGCUUUCCACUUCGGCGCUAUGCCAGGUGCCGGCGCUGCCAUGGGUCAUUUAGGACCACACAACGGACUUGGUUCGGAGUCGUCGCAAGGCGAUAUGGAUGAAAAUAUCGAUUGUGGCGAUGACUAUGACGAUGACAUGUCGUCCGAGCACAUGUCCAGCGCACACGACUUGGAUGUGAGCGAUCGUCCGCGUUCCAGCGAUGACUUUAAAGGCCUACUCUUCGAGCAAAAGCUACGUAUCGAUGCUACCGGCGUCGUAAAUACCACACCGCGUCCACAUUCAACGGUCAGCAAUGCGAACUCCGUAAAUUCAGCGCCAACCAGUCCCAGUUCAGCGCCGCGCCACUGUUCCACGCGUGCCAGUUCACCUGCGCGCUCCAUGUCUGAGGCAUCGCAAGGCGCACUCGAUCUCACGCCACGCGCCAUGCCCACGCACGCCAAAAGUAGCUCUCACUCACCGGCCCCGACGUCGGCAACGCCUGCAAGUGGACGCAAGUCGCCCACAUCGCCGUCGCAGCGCAACAGUAGCGCCAAUAGCAGCAUCACUAGAAGUCCAAAUCCAACGUCCAUACAAAAGCCCCAAACGAGUCCCGCUUCUACGCUCACCUCACCAUUGGUGCCAACAUCAGCCGUUGACUGUCUGCCACCAGUGUUGCACCAUCACUUGCAACAGCAGCAUCAGCAGCUGAUGCAACAGCAAGCGGUCGCGGCGGCAGCAGCGCAUGCUCAAGCGCAAGCGCAACAUCAUCACCAACAAUUGCAACAGCAUGCCGUCGCUAUGCAUGCCGAGCAGUUGCGUCGCGAACAUCAAAUCAAACAGGAGCAUGCGGCACAUCAGCAUCAACUGCGUCAACACCACCACCACCAGCAGCAGCAACAACAACAACAACAAGACACGCAUGCGUCUGCACAUUCACCGCAUCAGCUGCCAUUACCACCGUCGCCGCAUUUGGCGCAUCACCUGCAACAGCAACACCAGCAAGCAGCGGCGGCGGCAGCAGCAGCCGCAGCAGCGCAACAACAACAGCCGACGGGCGCUAUGCCACCACAAGGCCCACAACCACCCAAUCCAUUGGUGGCGGCGCGGCCACCGUUCGGCAUGUUUCCGAACCUGCCGCUCUUCCCGCCGGCCACAGCGCAAACGAUGUGCUCCGCUAUGAAUACGAUUGCGCAAUCGGUAAUGCCGGCGGCACCAUUCAAUCCACUCGCACUUUCCGGCGUGCGUGGCAGCACCACCUGCGGCAUCUGUUUCAAAACAUUCCCCUGUCACUCAGCUCUAGAAAUACACUAUCGCAGCCACACCAAGGAGCGACCGUUCAAGUGUACCAUCUGUGAUCGCGGUUUUACCACAAAGGGCAACCUCAAACAACAUAUGCUGACACAUAAAAUACGGGAUAUGGAGCAGGAAACCUUCCGGAAUCGUGCCGUAAAGUAUAUGAGUGGCUGCAAAGACGGCUAUGAGUAGUGAGACCAUUGCAGUAGAAACAUAGUAGCGAUGGCUACAUGAAAAAACAAACAAGAAGAAGCAGCAAACAAAGAAUUUGAAGUAUCUAGAACGCUGGCAGCGCACUUGAAGCUUCAAAAAUUGCAA
Bactrocera latifrons is the source of this 5414-nucleotide messenger RNA. Its product is annotated as homeotic protein spalt-major. Gene Ontology annotation, biological process: regulation of transcription by RNA polymerase II. NCBI's taxonomy places the organism in Eukaryota, Metazoa, Arthropoda, Insecta, Diptera, Tephritidae. The record is from RefSeq and is a predicted model, not a curated record. Gene Ontology annotation, cellular component: nucleus. Gene Ontology annotation, molecular function: RNA polymerase II cis-regulatory region sequence-specific DNA binding; DNA-binding transcription factor activity, RNA polymerase II-specific. The transcript is spliced from 5 exons. The coding region runs from base 351 to 5288 and encodes 1645 amino acids.